Exophiala xenobiotica is the source of this 2763-nucleotide messenger RNA. RefSeq lists its product as hypothetical. The record is from RefSeq and is a predicted model, not a curated record. Lineage: Eukaryota; Fungi; Ascomycota; Eurotiomycetes; Chaetothyriales; Herpotrichiellaceae. Gene Ontology annotation, biological process: regulation of DNA-templated transcription. The transcript has 4 exons. Bases 127 to 1860 code for a protein of 577 amino acids.
UUCUCAUGAGUCCACAGCCUCAAAAUGAUUCCUCUGGAAGCAGCUGUAGAUAUCCUCCUCUCCUUGAAGCAUCAUAGCAUUGAAAUCUGUAUGCAGAGAUCCUGCGACGUACAACGUUGAGAUGCAAUGUCGGGCAUCGAAAUCCUUGGGAUUGCCGCCAGUGUAAUCCAGAUUGCCGAGCUCGGCGCUCGCCUCUCGGUCAAGCUAUUCGUGUUCUCACGAAAAAUCAAAAGCGCGGACAAGUCUAUUGACAGCAUCUCUCAAGACAUCGCAGCAACUGGUGCCGUUCUGCAACAGCUUGGCAGCGAGCUCUCCAAAGACGAGAACGCUGAGUUGUGCUCGAAUGAAGCGUUGGCCACCACCAGAAACUUGGUUGACAGUUGCAUGAGCGUAUUCAAAGAUCUCGAAUCUUCGCUUGAUGGUCGAUUUUCCAGCUCCAACUCUGUAGUGGCAGGAUGGAAGCAAAGACUGAAGUUUCCGUUCUUGGAGGCACAGAUCGAAGUGCUGCGCUCGAAUUUGGAAAGACUGAAAAGCUCAUUGCUGGUUAUGCUCAACGUGCUCAUAUUCGCAGCACAAGUACGAAGUCAUCGAGAUAUCGACGUCCUCAAAGAUCACAGAUCGCUGGUCGAGACCUUGAUUGAAGAGAAGAAUGCUUCCGAGAAGAGGUAUCAACAAGCUCAAAAACACAUCACUUGGAUUUCUGCUCCUUCAUCACAGGAGGAGACGAAGGCAGAGGCUCCGAUGGACCGUCCAAGUGAGGGUGGAUCGAGAGAGUGGGAAUCCGCUUCCAUCUUUACGGUGAAUACAAUCGCCCUUCCGAACCACGAACCGGCGAUGACGACCAGCCAAACGAUGCCUCCAUUUUCCAAAACGUCCUCUUUGCCUGCAGGAUUGAAAUACCGCAUGGAAGAGGUUCAGCACCAUGGGGUGGCGGUCCGGAGUCUGCUUGCGGAAGUGGACGCUUUCAAUCGUCAAAUAAGUCAUGAGUUUCGCGACAAGCUACAGAAUGGAAUCCUGGCAGCGCACUGGGAACAGUGGGCGCCUUUCCGACAAGUAUAUGGCGACCAAGCGCUGUUAGAUGCAAUCUCUGAAUACCCAGAAGUGAUUCGCUAUUGGGUGUCUAGGCUAGAAAGAGAGACUGCCAAUCUGGGGACGGACAGCCGUGUGGUUAUGCCCAACAAAAGGAUUGGGAACAGUGCUCAAAAGCCAGAUCAAGCGAAUUCCUUAGUCUCUCAGAGGCAGCAUUCUCAUCUUGGAGCUGGUCAGAGCGGGAACCAUGUGCUCCAAGACUACCAAAUGCAGUUGUGGGCGCUUGAGAAGCAGAACAAGGAGAGGCUGAUGAUGACGAGACAAGAACAAGACAACGCUAUCGACCGAAAUCGCGCAGGUCCUGCUCACGAUCCCUCGGCCCUGGGACACCCUCCCAGUCAUUCCGAGACUGAGGGACAUGCUACGCCCUUUAUUGAGAGCAAAAACAAAGCCGAACCAAAAGCAGAGAAAUUCGAUCUCAACUCCAGCACUUUAGAGAACAGCGACGUGCUGGACCACUUUGACUUUGACAGUUUCCUGAACACGACGGACCACGACACCAUCGAUUUCGACGGUGCCAUUGGUGUAGGUGGAGAUAUUGGGCUAGAUCCCGGCGACUGGUUUAUUGGUCACGAGCAAGGACUGCCCCCCGUUAUCGAGCCUGGUCAAUCUAUGAAGGACCAAACACGAGCGGUAGACAGUACAUUCGAGCCAAGAGAAGAGUCUGUGGUCAUGGGUACGAUCAUUUGCCGUCUCCUCAGCAGCAUUCUCCUGCCGGGAAGCCCCCGGGGUUCAAAAUCUGCUGUGCUGACGAUUGACAGCUCUCAAUAAGCAACAGAAGACGUCUCUCGCAGAUUUCAUGCAAGACAAAGAAGAUCCAUGGACAAGUGGUCACUACCUCAGCCACGUCGACGAUGGGGAGCCAGUCGAUUCUUCCAACAUAAUCGGUACUGAAAGCAUCGAACACGAUUCCUUGUAUGCUGAGGCUGGGGGACUGGACAGCAUUGACCUGUCGAUGUGCUCGAGCCGAUAUGAAGUGUCAUUCCUGAAAACAACCGACAGCGUCACAGCUUCGCAAUUAAUCAAUGGCAUUGGGGCUGCAUCAGCGAACCAGUUUCUUCCGCUGACGGCACCAGCAGAUCGCCGCCAUACAAGGACGACACAGACGCGUCAACCGGAUCUCAGCACGCCACGUAUAGAUGCGUCGGAAGUAGUAGGACAUCCCUCCAAUUUUGAUGAUUACAUUGCACGCUGGACCAGGCUUUCUGACAACGAGAAUGCCGAUACGGCGAUUUGACUAUGCACGCCCAGCUGGUGAUGCUUUGAAUCUCGAAACGAAUGAUAUGUCUUCAAACGAUCUUGCUGUCUCGCUUUAGGCAAAUGCGAUACCUUUCGAAGAUGACUUAGCAUGGCAGUACCCAAAUCUUGGCUAGGAAGAAUCAUACCUCCAUCUGUGAGCACAGACUGGCCCGUAAUGUUUCUCGCUUUCGGACUCACAAGGAAGCUGACAAGAUUUGCGAUAUCCUCGGGUUCCUGAACAUGUGAGAACCCCCCGAAAACUUGGAGCAAGGCAAUAUAAGCGUACCGAAUGUCGUUUCAGGGCAGUUCGGGUAUUCACCGAGUUAUUGAAUGCUUCCUCAGGUGUUACUCCAGUAUGCUCAGAGACACUCUGCGCGAUCUUGUCCCACAUCUGCCAGCAUGUCAGGAUCAAUGUCACGGCCAGGGAGUCUUGCU